CGCCGCUCUAGGAGCGCAGUCCCACCCAUUUCGAGAUCAUUCAUACCCGAUUUCGACGCAGUCCAUCGUUACUCAAACCACGGCAGGGCACUAUUAAGUUUAUUGCCUUUCUGCAGCUACUCACGCGCACCCAGCGGCGCGCGUCGCAAGGAUGGACCGGCCCCGUACACCAGAUGGCGGACGCUAUCAACGGCCGCCUGCAUACGACGAGGAUGAGCUCUUACCGUCGACGCAAGGGAGCGCAACAAUGCGCUUGUUGACAAACGCAGAGGAUGUGUACCAACCAACCGAGCCCUCCUCGCGUGCAUACCACCAGCCGACCGUGUCCGGCCUGUCACGCACCCAGUCAGUGCUGGACACGGCCCCGAACAUGCCGCCGCCCUCGUCAGACGGCUCGUCGCCGCCGUACCAGCCAUAUCGCAGGCCACUGUCGCCCGACCGCCCAUACUCGCCCAUCCGCACCUCAUUCGACUACGCGCGGCCGCCUGCAUCGACACAGUACGAGCCCGAGACGCUCGACGGCAGCCCGCGUCCAGGGAGUCCAACGCGCCCAGGCAGUCCCAGGCGGCCUCUGCCUCCCCAGCCACUGUUCGCCGGCGGUGCGCGACCCGUGGCGCACGACUCUGCGUUUGGGCCAGACAUGGGCGACAUGACGUCGAUACCCAUCGACGAGGACCCCUUUGACGAGGACAGCAAAACGUACGACCGCCGCCCCGACUUCGACUCGCGAGGAUCCUACAUGUCCGACGACACGUUCACCGACGGCUACACCAACAUGGAAGAGAAGGACGAGCACUAUGGGCCGGCUCCAACCGGUGCCAUGCCGCGACGAGGAGCGCGCGAUGCCGUCAUGACCAAGAAGGAAGUCCGCCUGAUCAACGGCGAGCUGAUCCUGGAGUGCAAGAUCCCCACCAUCCUGUACAGUUUCCUGCCGCGGCGAGACGACAUCGAGUUCACCCACAUGCGAUACACGGCCGUCACCUGCGACCCAGACGACUUCGUGGACCGAGGGUACAAGCUGCGCCAGAACAUUGGGAAUCCGCGAGAGACGGAGCUCUUCAUCUGCAUCACCAUGUACAACGAGAACGAGAUCGACUUCACCCGCACCAUGCACGGCGUCAUGCAGAACAUCAGCCACUUUUGCUCGCGGAUGAAGUCGCGAACAUGGGGGAAAGACGGGUGGCAGAAGAUUGUCGUGUGCAUCAUCUCUGACGGACGAAGCAAAGUGCAUCCCCGUACGCUAGACGCCAUUGCCGCCAUGGGAUGCUUCCAGGAGGGAAUCGCGAAGAACCACGUCAACCAGCGCGAAGUCACGGCCCACGUCUACGAAUACACAACACAAGUCUCGCUCGACUCGGAUCUGAAAUUCAAGGGUGCUGAGAAGGGCAUUGUGCCGUGUCAGAUGAUCUUCUGCUUGAAGGAAGCCAAUUCGAAGAAGCUGAACUCGCAUCGUUGGUUCUUCAAUGCUUUUGGCCGCGCGCUGAACCCAAACAUCUGCAUCUUGCUUGAUGUUGGAACGAAGCCUGGGCCCAAAGCCCUGUACCAUCUCUGGAAAGCGUUCGAUACCGACUCCUCCGUGGCUGGAGCUGCUGGCGAGAUCAAGGCUGGCAAGGGCAAGGCCUGGCUUGGUCUGCUCAACCCCCUGGUUGCAUCGCAAAACUUUGAGUACAAGAUGUCCAAUAUCCUCGACAAGCCGCUAGAGUCAGUCUUCGGCUACAUCACAGUGUUGCCUGGUGCGCUGUCGGCGUAUCGAUACCACGCGCUGCAGAACGACCACACUGGUCAUGGACCGUUGAGCCAGUACUUCAAGGGAGAAACACUGCACGGUCAAGAUGCGGAUGUGUUCACAGCGAACAUGUAUCUCGCUGAGGAUCGUAUCUUGUGCUGGGAGUUGGUUGCAAAACGUAGCGAACAGUGGGUCUUGAAGUAUGUCAAGGCUGCCACUGGUGAGACUGAUGUGCCUGACACCGUCCCCGAGUUCAUCUCGCAACGCCGACGUUGGCUCAAUGGUGCUUUCUUCGCCGCCGUCUACUCACUGCUCCACUUCAAGCAGGUCUGGUCGACUGAUCACACUCUCUGGCGCAAAGCCCUCCUCCACAUCGAAUUCGUCUACCAGUUUGUGCAACUCAUGUUCACAUUCUUUUCGCUCGCCAACUUCUACCUCACCUUUUACUUCGUCGCCGGUUCGCUCGCUGACCCAGAGAUGGAUCCCUUCGGCCACAACAUCGGCAAAGUCAUUUUCUACAUCCUGCGCUACACCUGCACGCUGCUCAUCUGCAUGCAAUUCAUCUUGUCAAUGGGCAACCGUCCCCAGGGUGCCAAGAAGAUGUUCCUCUGGAGCAUGAUCGGCUACGGUGUCAUCAUGGCCUACACGACCUUUGCCUCGAUCUACAUUGUCGUAUACCAACUCAAGCACAGCGACGCCCCCAAGACCAUUGGCAACAACACCUUCACCAACCUCAUCGUCUCCACCGCAACGACCAUCGGCCUGUACUUCCUCAUGUCCUUCAUGUACCUCGACCCGUGGCACAUGUUCACCUCGUCCGCGCAAUAUUUCGCCCUCCUCCCGUCCUACAUUGCAACGCUGCAAGUCUACGCCUUCUGCAACACGCACGACAUCACAUGGGGCACCAAGGGCGACAACGUAGCAAAGACGGACCUGGGCGACGCCAAAGCCAAAGCCGGCAACGUAGUCGAACUCGAAAUGCCCUCAGAGCAGCUCGAUAUCGACUCUGGCUACGACGAAGCGCUGCGCAACCUGCGCGACCGCGUCGAAGUCCCUGAGAAACCCAUGAGCGAGAGCCAGCAGCAGGAAGACUACUACCGCGCCGUGCGCACCUACAUGGUCGUCAUCUGGCUGAUUUCCAACGCCGUGCUCGCCAUGGCCGUCAGCGAGGCCUACGGCAACCGCAAGGUCACCAACAACGUCUACCUUACCUUCAUCCUCUGGAGUGUUGCGGCGCUCGCCUUGUUCCGCGCCGUCGGCAGCACCAGUUUCCUUGUCAUCGAGUGGAUCCACCGCGCCAUGGAGACGAAGCUCAAGUGGGAGGACAAGAUCGAGGACAAAAAGGGCGGCACGACGGGGCUCGGCGGCGGCAUCAAGAGUAAGCGCAAGGGCAAGUGGUGGAAGUUUGGCUUCGGCGGGAGCUACGGGGGUUCUGUUGUGUCGAGCGCGUGGUUCAGCAAGAGCAGCAUCUCGAGCAAGCUGUCGAGCAUCAGCCCGAGUAAUUGGGGCGGGAGCUCUGUGGGGCGGUAAAAGCGUUACAUGUAUAGCGCGCGGUGGUGUUGUAGACGGUCGAUUCGGGGGUGGGUGGCAUUGCUGCAGCGUUUUCGAAGGCGUCACGAAGUCAUGAAAUGUAAGCCGUGUUGGGGUUUUGGCGUUGGGUGAAGCGUUGGAUGUUAGUAUAGAUACCUUCCUUUGCACAUCUGAGGCAUUGGCGAUAUGAAUGGUGUUUGUGUUUGUAUCAUGGGUAUGAGAUGUAUAUAAU
Didymella exigua CBS 183.55 is the source of this 3488-nucleotide messenger RNA. RefSeq names its product glycosyltransferase family 2 protein. Bases 248 to 3256 code for a protein of 1002 amino acids. Gene Ontology annotation, cellular component: cell periphery; cell septum. The transcript is spliced from 3 exons. Gene Ontology annotation, molecular function: chitin synthase activity. NCBI's taxonomy places the organism in Eukaryota, Fungi, Ascomycota, Dothideomycetes, Pleosporales, Didymellaceae. The record is from RefSeq and is a predicted model, not a curated record.